Mya arenaria is the source of this 3305-nucleotide messenger RNA. RefSeq names its product golgin subfamily A member 4-like. The transcript has 10 exons. Bases 762 to 1817 code for a protein of 351 amino acids. NCBI's taxonomy places the organism in Eukaryota, Metazoa, Mollusca, Bivalvia, Myida, Myidae. The record is from RefSeq and is a predicted model, not a curated record.
CGGAAACGAACGAGCAUCUGCAUGGAAACAUGACGCUCUAUUUUGACCAUUUAUGAAAAAAUACGGAUUAUAUUAGCAAAGGAAUAACAAAACAGUACCCAAUAUGGAAUUGAAUACAGAACAGACUUGUCUUUAAGCUCCAAAACAAUUCUUUUCAAUUAUUAAAUAAUGAUAAGAAAUUUGAAGUGUUAGAAUGGUGAAAUAUGGAAUAAAUAAUCUUUAGACCGGAACAUCGAAUAAGUAUACUUCUUAUAGCAUAUAUGAACUAUCUGAUAGAGAUAAAUCGUUGAUUGUAGGGUCUCUUUUUCAAAUCAAGUAUGGAGUAACCUGAAUAUAUGGAUUAGAUAUAUUGACCAGUUUUACACUCUGUUCUGCAUAUCUCGACAGUAUAACAACUUUGAAUCUCCGGGAGGUGAAAUUUUGCCAUUCAUUAAAUUCAUUAACAAAUUAAUGUUCUUUUCUUUAUUGGAGUUCAUAUAAGGGUUUAAUAAUUUAUUGAGUUUUAAUAGACUUGUGAUUAGUAGAAGUGAAAAAACUCUUUUGAAUGAGUGGAAAACCUUAAUGAAUCUUGUGUUGAUUGACAAGUUUAACGACAUUGAUGUGUGGAAAUUAUAAUUUGAACUGAAAGAAUGUUUUAAAAGUUGAAAAGAUUAUAAUAAAAUAAGUGGUGGUCACCUUCAGAAAAUCUGAUAAUAAAUGUUUAAUGAAGUCCAUGGGAAAAGGAUAGUGAAAUCUUAUAACAGCUGUGAAAAUUAGUGAAAAUGAGUGGAAAUGUGCGGAAAUCGACAAAGAACACGCGCCCCCUCGGUGCUAUACGACAGCCAAUUCAGACAUUUGAUCGUGUUGGUCGUAUACCAGCAUUUAACUACAACAAGACCAUUCACCAUGAUAUUGAACUUCAGGGAAAUGCAAUGCAGGUACCACCUCCAAAAGAAGAGCCAGAAAGGGAGGUUAAAACACCAGUCAAACCGAUCAUCAAAUCUGGGAAAUCAGAUUCUGGCUCAAGUACAAAAUCACAGAAGGAUGAAAACUUAGUUGAUAAGAAGGAACUACUAGAUGCAAAGCAAAUUAAUUUUACGUACAACUUCAGUCUAAAGCCAUGCUCCCAGUGUAAAACUCACAUGAGUCGUAUCAAAGAACUCCGCCAGCAGAUCACUAGCCUCGAAAAGGAGAUUGAAGAGCUGAAAGAGACGAUACAACAACGAGACGUCACCAUCGAGGACCUCAAACGACAAAAUGAAGAAAUGGAAGCCAAAUACAAGAAGAUGUACGAGGGUGAGGUGUCUUCCCACAAGGUUACCAAGACAACACUGGAGUCAACUCGGAAACAGGUGUCGGACCUUGAGGCAGAGAUCGCUCGGUUGCUCAAGGAACAGCAAGAGAAAUUGGAACAGUUGAAUAAACAGUUUGACCAAAAGCUUGCCGAGAUGACGGAACAGAAGGAUAAGGAAAUAGCAGACCGGGACUCAAAACUGAACCGGCUCAAACAACAGAUGGCUGAGUCUCUAAAGGGAAACUCAUGGGAGCGACAGCAGCAGCUGGAAGAGUUGACGAAGGAAUUAGGCCGGAUACAAGACGAGGCUGAUACACUUAGAAUGAAACUUAGGCAAUAUAAAAACAACAAGACGUGUACAAACUGUAAUGACAUGGCAUCCAAGCUGGAAAGAGCUGUGGUAUCGAUUAAAGAGAAAGACGCUUCAAUAAAAGAACUCAAUAGUUUGUGUUCAAAGUUUGAAACUCAGCUAAAAAAACAGGACGAAAUUUUGAAAAUGUUUGCGGACAAAAAGGGCCAUAAAAUAGGAACAUUUCCAAAGUGAUAAUAUUUGUAUUAUAUUAAUAUUUAUUUUGUCAUUGUCAUAAACCAUUAUUUAAAUAUAACAAACAUUUAGUGCCUAUCAUUUUCAUUUUACUCAGAAAAGAGUACAAGCAUUGACUUGUGUAAACUUUACUAGUUUUACAAGAAAAAAAGUUGGGUUUUUGUUGUAACCUUGGUGUCAUUGUCAAGUUUCAAUAUCUCUCAUCUUGGCCAUAACUGGAAAAACAGUUCAAAACAUUUAAAUAAAACUUGGUACAUAUGUUCCCAAAGACAAUUUGAACAUGUACAGCAAGGCCCAUAACUCUGGCUUUAAUAAUCAUCAAGUGAUGCCCCUUGUUCAACUGAGCAAAUUAGACAAGUGCUCUGUGGCACUUUUCUUAGUGCUCAAACAUUUUGUAAUUUUUAAUGUAUAUUGCACGUAUGUAGUGGCAAACAAAAAAAAACCCCAGUACAACAGGGUUAGUGAAAAAACCCAUUACGAAAUAGACAUUAAAGAUCUACAAUGUUAGAUGUUACAUGAUUGUUAUGAUAUAUUUUUGAUAUUUGAAUGACCUGUGAUAAUAUAUAUGUUACGUUCUGUUUUAAACAAGUUGUGCUUUUUUUGAGUCGCCUGAAAAACGACAUAUUGGUAUUACUUUUUGGGUUGAUUGCGACAAUGUUUGGAUCAGCAAAACAUUGUGCACACAAUUUAUUAAGUAUUCAGUUCAAUUUGGCCUCAGUAACUUGAGUAAUGCGCCUUUUUCAAUAAAAAAUAGUAGGUUUUUCGUGUGCAGUCAAUUACCUAAGUAAUUUGUACCUUAUCAUGACACAACUUAGUGACAUGCAGUGUUGAAGGGCGUAAUGUAUCAGUCAUAUUUUUUAUCAUGGGGUCAAUCACCUCAAUAACUCCAUGGUUAUGCCCCUUUUACAUUAAAAUUCUGAUAGCUCACAUAUUAUUGAAGGGUAUGAUAAUCAGACAGUUAUCAUUAUAAUGACAUUUUACUACAAAUUUUGGCUGCUUUUCAUUAAAGUUGGUAUUACAAUUGGUUUGACUAUGAUGGGUGCUCGAAACAAGCAACAUAUCCAAUUCUUUGGAAAUUUAGUUUAAAAGUUUCUAUUUUAAAUAGAUGUCUGUAAAUGUUGGGUUUGGAGCUGUGGUUCAUUUUAGAGUUCAUUGUUGUAAUUAUUCAUUGCUUAUGAAAUUAUGCAAUGUGUUCGUUAUAUAAGCUUGUCAUUUAAUAUUUUAUCAGAUAUAUUUAUAUUUAUUUUUAUAACGAAUAUCUUCAAAUUAUAACCAAUUAUAAUAUAUCGGGCAGAUUGUUCAGAACAUUAUUAAAGCUGCACUCUCACAGAUAAUUAUACCAUUUUUACAACUUUUUUAUUUUUUGUUUUGGAAAGAGCAAAUAUUUGUGUAAAUAUUUACAAACCAAUGAUAAAAGAUUGCUGACAAAAGAUCAGAUCGCAGAGUUCCAUAUUUACUUCGAAAAUUAAUGUUUUAUGGUUUAAACCA